Messenger RNA from Phragmites australis (common reed), 1397 nucleotides. Its product is annotated as E3 ubiquitin-protein ligase AIRP2-like. Gene Ontology annotation, biological process: protein ubiquitination. Bases 372 to 1112 code for a protein of 246 amino acids. The transcript is spliced from 5 exons. NCBI's taxonomy places the organism in Eukaryota, Viridiplantae, Streptophyta, Magnoliopsida, Poales, Poaceae. The record is from RefSeq and is a predicted model, not a curated record. Gene Ontology annotation, molecular function: ubiquitin protein ligase activity.
UCCCUCUCCCUUUGUCUCCUUCCUUCCCCUACCUUUAUUCCCAAGCUUUUCACUUCUUCUCAAGCAACAAAGAAAACAACGCAAACAAUUGCAAGUUGCCCAGACAUCUCCUGCUCUCUUGUUAUAAAACCAAGGGGACCAGGGGCACAGGACAAAAGCCCCUUAUUUCCUCAAAGCUACUUACCCACAAACCUAAACCAAAACAGCUUGAUUCUUUCCUUUCUUUUCUUGUUGGCCUUCUUCUUGCUUGUGCUUCUUGAACCCUUCUGCUCCUUGCUUAAGUCUCUCUGUGUUCUAUAGACUUGAGAGAUCAGAAUAGGGGGCGAAGGAAGGAAAGCAAAGCAUAGAUUGGAUUUGCUUCUUGAGAAGUCAUGUUUCAUGGUGGCAGGCCUUUGUCCCUCCGGGGGUCUCUCAAGGCCCUUGAAGCUGAUAUCCACCAUGCCAACACCCUGGCGCAUGCUAUACACAAGGCUUAUGGGGGUGCCUGUGUGCAGAUGAGGCUGUCCUACAGCUCCAUGGCUCCAAUCAUCCUAAACCUUAUCCAGUGGAUGGAUUGCAGCUGCUCCCUGUCAUACACCCUCCCAAGUUACCUUGGCCUUCUUGAAGUUCUUGUAUACGAGGUUUAUGUUGAUGAAGACGCCUCUAUAUCCACAAUCGAAAGGAGAGCAAGCCUGAAGGAAUUCUAUGCUAUCAUAUACCCAUUCUUACAACAACUUGAGGGCAACCUGAUGGAGGACUGCAAGGAGAAAGGGCGGUGUAAGGAGUCUGGCGGCGGCGGCGGCCGGAAGCUUGUUGCCGAUGAUGAUAGGGAGGAUGAGUGCGGCAUUUGCUUGGAGACCUGCACCAAGAUGGUCCUUCCCAAUUGCAACCAUGCCAUGUGCAUCAACUGUUACCGAGACUGGUAUACAAGAUCCCAGUCAUGCCCGUUCUGCCGCGGAAGCCUAAAGCGAGUCCGGUCCAGAGACCUCUGGGUGCUCACCGGCGACGACGACGUGAUCGACACGGUCACCUUGGAGAAGGAAAAUGUGGGGCACUUCCUCAGCUUCAUCGAUAGCUUGCCUCUGAUCGUCCCCGACAACAUGUUGUUGGUCUACUACGACUACCUAGUCUGACAAAGCUCCCUCUGAAACUGAACGAGGAGAGAUCUGGGAAGCGCGGUGUACAAGGGUUCCGGCAGCCGACCAUCCUCUGCGGAUCGAGUCUGGCAAGCGAAGCCAUUGUUGCGAAAUAAUAUUAUUUCAUUACACUGGCUUUGCACAAUCGCAUUGUUUGUUGUAAUAAUUGUAAAGAAGAAAAAUGUCUCGACUUUUACUAGCUUGACAUUUCUGUGGCAAAUUGCCAGAUUAUUCAGGAUGAAGAGACCAAGGGCUGGGCACUUUUGCUUAGCCAAUUGUCAA